CAAGGUGUCAUUUACAACGUCAUCGUUAGGGAUCCAUUUCUAAAUACGUCUGCAGCUUACGUCCCUGCUCACACGUACGCUUGCAGCUUUGAGGCAGGGGAGGAUAAUUGUUCUUCCCUUGGAAGAGUAUCUACCAAAGUGUUCUUCACUCUUUUUGCCCUGCUUGGUCUCUUCAUCUGUUUCUUUGGACACAGAUUCUGGAAAACAGAACUAUUCUUUAUAGGCUUUAUCUUCAUGGGAUUCUUCUUUUAUAUACUGAUUACAAGACUGACACCUAUUAAGUAUGAUGUCCGCCUGGUUCUGACAGCCGUUGCCGGAAGUGUCGGUGGGAUUUUCUUGGUCGCUGCUUGGUGGCGAUUUGGAAUCCUCGUGCUCUGCAUGCUGUGUGUUGGACUGGUGCUGGGGUUCCUUGUCUCAUCAGUGACUUUCUUCACUCCACUGGGAAACCUAAAGAUUUUCCGUGAUGACUCAGUGUUCUGGGUGACCUUCUCUUGUAUAGCUAUUCUCAUUCCAGUGGUUUUCAUGGGCUGCCUAAGAAUACUGAACAUACUGAGUUGUGGAUUCAUUGGCUCCUAUUCGGUGGUCUUGGCCGUUGACAGUUACUUGUACACAAGCCUUUCCUACAUCACUUUGAACGUACUGAAGAGAGUGCUCCACGUGGAUUUCCGCAGAGCUUUCAUAAAUGUGCCUUUUCAAACGAAUGACUUUAUUAUCCUGGCAGUAUGGGGCAUGCUGGCUGUAAGUGGAAUUACGUUACAGAUUCGAAGAGAAAGAGGGCAACUGUUUUUCCCUCCCCACCCAUACAAGUUAUGGAAGUGAGAGCGUGAGCGCAGAGUGACGAACAUCCUGGACCCCAGCUACCACAUCCCUCCGCUGAGAGAGAGGCUCUACGGCCGAUUAGCCCAGAUCAAAGAGCUCUUUCAGAAGGAACAGCCAGCCGGUGAAAGAACGCCCCUGCUUCUGUAGAUGCGGAGGGCUUGGUCAGUGCAAUCUUGAAGUACAACCCAGGUACCGCCUCAGAUUGGGUGUUGCUGCCUUGCUGCUUCAGCAGUCUCUGGGGCAAGUCUGCUAAGAAACCAGCUUCUGUGUCCGUGCUUUGUACAGUAUUGUGGUCUCCUUACUGAUACAGGGUAUACCAGGGAGAUGACAGUAAUUCUAAGUGAGAGGGAGAAAGAUGGCCAAAAAGUUGGUGGUAGGGAGGUUCUUCCUUAUUAUAAAAUACGUAAGGAGUUACCUUUUGGUUUACAAAUAUAUGUCAACUUAUUCCAUUAAAUAGAUACACUUAAAAAAAAAA
Molecule: messenger RNA, 1294 nt
Organism: Aethalodelphis obliquidens (Pacific white-sided dolphin)
Lineage: Eukaryota; Metazoa; Chordata; Mammalia; Artiodactyla; Delphinidae
Product: transmembrane 7 superfamily member 3-like
Exons: 1
Biological process (GO): negative regulation of programmed cell death
Cellular component (GO): plasma membrane
Source: RefSeq, a predicted model, not a curated record